UCUCCCAUUACCCAACUUCAGGGCGUGGAUGGCAGUGUGCGAUGUCCUGUCUCCUUGCUAACACGUUUUCUUGUGUGAAUACCAGGAGGGAAGGGACCUGUGUCUGUCCUCUUCUGGUGUCCUCAGGAUGGAAGCCACUGCUGAGUGGCAAAUGGGGCACAUGUGACUGAGUGAGCUUGUCCCCAAGUACACCACUGCAGUGCGAUUUUGAGCCAGUCAUUCACCUCUCUGUGCCUCAUCAUUCUCCACCCCGCCCUCACCACCCCAACUUCGGGGAAUCGGGCAAUUAAUGGCUCCCAGAGGACUGAUCCAGCUCACCUCCAGGCCUGGGCUGCCUCCUCUCCCUCCCUUUCACAGUCACCCCGGCUGUGUCCCUGAGCUUCUCUCACUCUCCGCCACCCACACAGCACCUCCUCCCAGCCCCACCUGCCGGCCCCUCCUAGGGGCCUGAGGUGGAGCAGCUGGCUCUCAGGACACCACAGACUCCCAGGCGGUGCGCCAUGGGGGGCCUGAAGCCCUGGGCCCGAUGUGGGCUACUGAUGGUGGCCCACUUGCUAGCUCUGGGGCUUGGGGCUGUGGUAUUCCAGGCUCUGGAGGGGCCUCCGGCACUCCAGCUCCAGGCCAAACUCAGGGCUGAACUGGCCACUUUCCAGGCUGAGUACGGGGCAUGUCUGCCAAGCGGGGCCCUGGAGGAGCUGCUGGGCACCGCCCUGGCAGCCCAGGCCCACGGGGUCUCCAGUCUGGGCAAUAGCUCAGAGGCCAGGACUUGGGACCUGCCCUCAGCCCUGCUCUUCACCGCCAGCAUCCUCACCACCACAGGUUAUGGCAGCAUGGCCCCGAUAUCCGCAGGUGGAAAGACCUUCUGUGUGGUGUACGCAGCCCUGGGGCUGCCAGCUUCCCUAGCACUUGUGGCCACACUGCGCCACUGCCUGCUGCCUCUGCUCAGCCGCCCAGUUGCCCAGGUAGCUGUCCACUGGCAGCUGGCCCCGGCCAGGGCUGCGCUACUACAGGCAGCUGUGCUGGGUCUGCUAGUGACUGGUACCUUCGUGCUGCUGCCAGCACUGGUGCUGUGGGGUCUGCGGGGCGACAGCAGCCUGCUGGAGGCCAUCUACUUCUGCUUCGGCUCACUCAGCACCAUCGGCCUGGGGGACCUGCUGCCUGGCCGUGGCCGUGACCUGAAUCCCGUGCUUUACCACCUCGGGGAGAUGGCACUUCUUGGCUACUUGCUUCUGGGGCUCCUGGCCAUGCUGCUAGCAGUGGAGACGUUCCUGGAGCUGCCACAGGUCCAGGCCAUGGCGAAGUUUUUUGGAUCCAGUGGCCCUUCAACCACCGAAGACCAAGAUGGCAUCCUAGGCCAGGAUGCACUGGCCCUGAGUACCCUGCCCCCUGCAACCACAGCCCCAGAACAGGCCCGGGCCUGCUGACCAACGGGCGUCAGGCGAUGCAGUUAACUCCUUUCAGAUGAAGCAGCCUGAGGAAAAAGCCUCUAGAGAUGGGAGGGAAGGGUUGGAGGGGAGGGUUGGAUGUGAGGGCCUCAGAGAACAAAAAGGGCCCUAGCUAGUGUGGCUCAAUGGAUUGAGUGCUGGCCUGCAAACCAAGUGGUCGCCAGUUCAAUUCCCAGUCAGGGCACCUGCCUGGGUUGCAGGCCGGGCUGCAGGUCAGGUUGCCGGCUGGGAGCAUGCGAGAGGCAACUGAUCAACAUUAUCUCUCCCACAUCAAUGUUUCUCUCCUCUCCAAAAGUAAAUAAAGUAAAAAUUGGCAACAACCUCAA
Molecule: messenger RNA, 1771 nt
Organism: Artibeus jamaicensis (Jamaican fruit-eating bat)
Lineage: Eukaryota; Metazoa; Chordata; Mammalia; Chiroptera; Phyllostomidae
Gene: KCNK7
Product: potassium two pore domain channel subfamily K member 7
Exons: 3
Coding region: 501-1424 (307 amino acids)
Biological process (GO): stabilization of membrane potential; potassium ion transmembrane transport
Cellular component (GO): membrane
Molecular function (GO): potassium ion leak channel activity
Source: RefSeq, a predicted model, not a curated record